This is a messenger RNA of Zootoca vivipara (common lizard), 1309 nucleotides long. RefSeq names its product claudin domain containing 1 (gene CLDND1). Lineage: Eukaryota; Metazoa; Chordata; Lepidosauria; Squamata; Lacertidae. Gene Ontology annotation, cellular component: membrane. The record is from RefSeq and is a predicted model, not a curated record.
GAGGAGGAGGGAGGAGGAGGAGGAGGAGACCCCUCCCCCGUCCCCAGGCUAAGCGUCGGCCGAGGGUGGGUGGUGGAAGCGGCGCCGUGGAGUCGGGAGGAGGAUGGGAGUUGAGACACUAUGAUGGAUAACCGUUUUGCCACUGCUCUGGUAAUCGCCUGCGUGCUUAGCCUUAUCUCCACCAUCUACCUGGCAGCCUCUAUUGGCACGGACUUUUGGUAUGAGUACCGCAACUCAUCACCACCCGAAAAUUACAGUGAAGUUAAGGCCACUUGGGAUGAUUUCACUGGUGAAGAUGAAAAGUCUUAUACAGAAGCUCUCUUUCGAUGGAACGGCACCAUUGGACUGUGGAGGAGAUGCAUCACGAUGGCUGAGAACUCUUACUGGUUCAACUCACCAACUGAGAUGGUCACAAGGUGUGUCAGUUUUUCCCUUUCGGAUCAGUUCAUGGAAAAAUAUAAGGAUCCUGGGAAUCACAAUAGUGGCAGUGAUCUGAACCGGACCUAUCUUUGGCGCUUGCAGUUCCUCCUGCCUUUUGUUAGCCUUGGGUUGAUGUGCUUUGGGGCUCUCAUUGGGGUCUGUGCCUGUGCCUGCCGCAGCCUCUACCCCGCCAUUGCCACCGGAGUCCUCCACUUUCUAGCGGGUUUGUGCACACUGGGUUCAGUUGGCUGCUAUGUAGCUGGAAUUGAGCUGCUCCACCAGAAGCUAACGCCUCCAGAAGAUGUGCAAGGCCAGUUUGGCUGGUCCUUCUGUCUGGCCUGUGUCUCAGCACCCCUGCAGUUCAUGGCUGCUGCCCUUUUCAUCUGGGCUGCGCGUACUAACAGGAAGGAGUUCACACUCUUGAAAGCAUACCGUGUGGCAUAAGGGAUAUUUUCAUUGCUUCCCAUGUCUGUGUCCCCCCCCCCCCAUUUUAAUACUUCUUUUUUGCCCCCUUACUCCCCUGGCUCUUCCUUUUUAUUUUAUUUUAAUUUUGUUCCACAAAAUGCAUGAAGUGAAAUGGCCUGAGGGUUUUUUAAAAUUGAAAGACCUUAGAGGCCAAUUACCAGGAAUAGCACUUUCUUGCCAGAGAUCUGCAGGGUUUUAACAUGUUUCUUAUCUGUUAGAUUUUUUAAAAAACUAUAAAUUUUGAUGACAUGUCUUUGUUAUUCCCAGCGCAGUACAUUUUUUCCACAUCUAAACCUGAUAUUCAAAAACAAUUAACAGGGUAGUGUAAGUAGGAGAAGAAAGAUUUUAAUGACACUAAUUUUGGCAGUACUGUAUGUGUGUUAUGACCCACUAGGAAAUAAACCAGUGCAACCUCUUUCAUAAA